GUAACAAAUGAUACACAAAAAACAGACAUAAUUGGUAAAGAACACAUUCCCUAUAACAUCAAGACAUACAUAGUGUAUGAGACCUGCAUCAUGGAGCUUUUCGAAAUGUGUCCUGUGUGCCAGCGAGUGUGUGAUGUUCAAACCCGAAGGAUGGGUACAUUUCUAUCAGUGGAGCAGCUGUGCCCUCAUUGUCAGUUUUCCAGACUGUGGAAUAGCCAGCCUAUUGUACGGAGUACUCCAGCUGGGAACCUACAGCUUUCCACUUCAGUGUACGUCAAUGGAGAGUCUUUCUUCAAACUUGAAAAGGUCUUGAAAGCAAUAAACCUACAACUUUUCGAGUACGACACCUUCCUAAGGCAUGCCAAAAUGUUCAUCGAGCCAGCUAUCGUGUCAAACUUUAAGACAUCACAGGAAAUGAUGCUUCGGCGGCUCAGUGAAGAGGACAAGAUUAUACCUGGAGGUGACUUGUGGGCAGACUCUCCUGGCCACUCUGAAAGGUCAGGCAGCCACACCACGAUGGACCUCAAGAUCAACAAUGUUGUUGACAUCCCGUUGUUUAAGAGCGAUGAGGUUGGUGGAAGCUGUCAGAUGGAAAAAGAAGGUCUGGAAAGGGGUCUGGCGUUGUUGCAGGAGCAUGGUUGCCUUGAUGACUUGAUGGCCCUCAUCUUUGAUGAAAACUUUGUGGACCCGGCACCAUUCAAAGAGGAGAUUUUGAAGGUCACCAUCACAGAGGACCUGUGUGCUCAGGACGAACGGCCUGUCAAGGAGGAGGUCAUUGAAAGCUUUGUCACCCAAGUCAAGACAGAGGCUUUCUGAAUCCUGCAUAAAGGUUUUGGGGCUCAGGAAACUGCAGAUCCUGAGUACUACACGAGCAGGAAUGAUGACCUGAUCCUGCGUCUCAGGAAGCCCUAGCACCAGCUCACAAAACCCUUUAAGGCUGGAUACUGGUUACGCCUGCAAGAAUUGCUCUGUCAAAAGAUCACUAAAACAUCUACCUUUGAUGUGUUUAAAGCUACAUGUUUUCUUUUAUGGGUUAAGUGAACCUUUUUUUUUAGAUGACCGAGACAAGUUGUAAAGUGGGACAAAAAAGGUAAAACACUGUGCAGUUUUAACUUCCAUUUGGAGUUAUGACAAUAAAGGCUUUACAGUUUCUAUAAAAUGUGUCAUGAUUAUUUAUGUUUCAUAGAUUCAGCAGCUGUUGAUUAAUUGAUGAUGCGAUGUGAAAUAUAAUCAGCACUUAGAAAGACUUUUCUCACACCUGGAGUAAACUCACAAGCUACCCUGCAGCAUGCAAAGUCAUUAAAACUACCUGCACCUUUA
This is a messenger RNA of Notothenia coriiceps (black rockcod), 1320 nucleotides long. RefSeq lists its product as uncharacterized. NCBI's taxonomy places the organism in Eukaryota, Metazoa, Chordata, Actinopteri, Perciformes, Nototheniidae. Bases 91 to 816 code for a protein of 241 amino acids. The record is from RefSeq and is a predicted model, not a curated record. The transcript has 9 exons.